Messenger RNA from Yamadazyma jaroonii, 1194 nucleotides. The record is from the annotation of a GenBank genome assembly. NCBI's taxonomy places the organism in Eukaryota, Fungi, Ascomycota, Pichiomycetes, Serinales, Debaryomycetaceae.
AUGCCCAAUGAGAAUGAUACCUCGGUAUCGAUAAGCAAUAUACGAAGCUUGUUUUUCAGUGAUAAACAAGUUACACAAACUGUUAAUGAUCAAAGCACACCAUUCUUAACUUCAGCCAAAGUUAUCGAUAAACAGAGUCUAGAAUACGUAAUAAGACUAGGAAUAGCGGGAGGUAUAGCAGGCAGUGCUGCCAAAACUUUGAUAGCACCAUUGGAUAGAAUCAAAAUUUUGUUCCAAACGUCAAAUCCUGAGUUUAUAAAAUAUAGAGGCACAUACUCAGGAUUUUUCAAUGCUGGAAAGCUUAUAUAUCUCAAUGAUGGAGCAUCAGGAUUAUUUCAAGGUCAUUCCGUUACGUUGUUGAGGAUUUUUCCUUAUGCUGCUAUAAAGUUUGUGGCAUACGAACAAAUAAGAUCAUUAUUAAUUCCAUCGGACGAAUUCGAAACACCAGGUAGAAGGUUUAUGGCAGGUUCAUUAUCAGGUUUGGCCAGUGUAUUUUGUACUUAUCCUUUGGAUUUAAUUCGUGUUAGAUUAGCAUUUGAAACAAAAAAUUUACAACAUGAAAUGUACCACCAUGAUCAUAAGCAAUUCAUUUCAAGUCACAAAGGUAGAUUAUUCUCUACCAUGGUAUCCAUCUUCAAUGAACAUCCACAAAACAGACCUACAGAUCCAAGAUGGUUGAAAUUCUUCAGAAGAAUUUUACCUGAUAGUAUAGUUUCAAUAUCUAAUUUCUACCGAGGUUUUGCUCCCACCAUAUUGGGUAUGGUUCCUUAUGCUGGAGUUUCAUUUUAUACCCACGACUUGUUUCAUGAUAUUUUCAGAUCAAAAUACUUUUAUCAUUAUACGGUGAAAGAGUCGUUCAUAAAGAAUAAAGUUAAAAUUAAAGACAAGAUAAAUUCAAGAGACUCAAGAGCUCCAUUGAAAGCUUAUGCCCAAUUAAUAGCAGGUGGAUUUGCCGGAAUGUGUUCACAAACCUCUGCAUAUCCGUUUGAAGUUAUUAGAAGAAGAAUGCAAGUGGGAGGAGCUGUUGACAAAGGUAGAUUCUUGUCAUUCAAGGAAACAGCAAAGUUGAUUUUCAAAGAAAAUGGAUUUAAGGGAUUUUUUGUUGGUUUAAGUAUCGGAUACAUGAAAGUCAUACCAAUGCUGGCUUGUUCAUUCUAUGUUUAUGAGAGAUGUAAAAUAUUGUUUGGAAUUUAA